This is a messenger RNA of Penicillium malachiteum, 357 nucleotides long. RefSeq lists its product as uncharacterized. The transcript has 3 exons. NCBI's taxonomy places the organism in Eukaryota, Fungi, Ascomycota, Eurotiomycetes, Eurotiales, Aspergillaceae. The coding region runs from base 1 to 357 and encodes 118 amino acids. The record is from RefSeq and is a predicted model, not a curated record.
AUGGCAUACCAUCGCACCAUAAGCAGGACAAUUAAAACGUUGACCGAACACCGCCAGUCCCUUCAGAGGUUUUUCACCAGCCGAUCCUACGUCCUCUGGCCGGCAGCGGUCUAUCGUACACAGCCAGGAGCUACCUUUGAGGGACCUCUCGUACUUGAUUGGGCUUUGGUUGAGAUCCCUGAGCCUCGUGCCGGAAGCAGCAACAUGCCCUAUCGGUACUCAGAUAAGAAGCAGGACGUUGAGUUGUCAUUCACCAGCAUAGGCGACCCAUCCCAGCUCAGUGGAUACGCAAAGGCUGGGCGAUCAACAGGAUCCAUGGUCUGGGACUGUGGCUGGGCUACUGUUCGCGGUAUCUGA